AUGUCCAUGCCGGAGACGUUCACCGUGAAGGUCGGGGAGGCGACGCCGGCCGCCGGCGGCAGGCCGUCGGCCGGGCCCGUCUACCGGAGCAUCUACGCCAAGGACGGCCUCAUGGAGCUCCCGCAGGACAUCCAGUCCCCCUGGGACUUCUUCAGUGGAGCAGUCAAGAAGUACCCCAUGAACAGGAUGCUCGGCCGACGACAAGUUACAGAUGGCAAGGCCGGUGAGUAUGUGUGGCAAACGUACGAGGAAGUGUACCAGAAGGUCAUGAGGAUUGGAUCAGCCAUCAGAAGCUUGGGCGUAGAGCCGGGAGCUCACUGUGGCAUAUAUGGAUCCAACUGCCCGGAAUGGGUUAUGGCCAUGCAGGCAUGCAACAGUCAAGGAAUAUGUUAUGUGCCACUAUAUGACACCCUCGGAGCAAAUGCUGUUGAAUUCAUCAUGGACCAUGCUGAGAUAUCCAUUGCAUUUGUCCAGGAGAGCAAGAUCAAAUCUAUACUAGCAGUAGUCCCUAAGUGCACAGCCCAUCUUAGAGCCAUUGUUAGUUUCGGAGAUUUUACAAGUGAGAUGAAAACUGAAGCUAAGAAAUUUGGUGUGUCUUGCUUUUCUUGGGAAGAAUUUUCUUCAAUGGGAAAACAAGACUAUAAACUUCCUAAUAAAUGUAAGGAAGAUAUUUGUACGAUCAUGUAUACCAGCGGAACAACUGGAGAUCCCAAAGGUGUGAUAAUCACAAACAGGGCUAUCAUUGCUGGUAUUAUGACCACAGAACACCUCCUCAAAGAGACAGAUAAAGUGUUCACAGAAGAGGAUUCCUAUUUUUCCUAUCUUCCAUUAGCACAUAUAUUUGAUCAAGUAAUUGAGAACUACUGUAUUUCUAAAGGAGCCUCCAUCGGAUUCUGGCAAGGGGACAUUAGGUAUCUAAUGGAGGAUGUACAAGUGAUGAAACCGACAAUAUUUUGUGGUGUUCCUCGUGUUUAUGAUCGUAUAUAUACAGAUAAAGGAAGGGCUUGGGGCGUAUCACGCCUCAUGAUAGCAGGAGCAGCACCUUUGCCAGGGCAAAUCGAAGAGUUCAUGCGGGUAACCAGCUGCAGCAUUGUAGUACAAGGAUAUGGGCUCACUGAGAGUUGUGCAGGAUGCUUCACAUCAAUCGCCAAUGUUUUCUCAAUGAUUGGUACAGUUGGCCCUCCUGUCACAACAAUCGAAGCACGACUGGAGUCUGUCCCUGAAAUGGGCUACGAUGCACUGUCAGACAUGCCCCGGGGUGAGAUCUGCUUGAGGGGCCACACCAUGUUCUCUGGGUACUACAAGCGCCCUGGCCUCACUGAAGAAGUGUUCUCAGAUGGCUGGUUCCAUACAGGUGAUAUUGGGGAGUGGCAACCCAAUGGCACAAUGAAGAUCAUUGAUAGAAAGAAGAAUAUCUUCAAGCUGUCCCAGGGAGAGUAUGUAGCAGUUGAGGUCCUGGAAAGAGCAUACAUGCAGUCCCCCCUUGUGGCAUCGGUCUGGGUCUAUGGGAACAGCUUUGAGUCAUUCCUUGUUGCCGUGGUUGUCCCUGAGACGCAAGCUCUCGAGGAAUGGGCAGCACCCAACAACAAGGCCGGCGAUUUCGCAGAGCUGUGCAUUGAUACCAAAGCAAGGAGUUACAUUCAGGAUCAGCUGAACCAAACUGGCAAGAAACUUGGGUUGAGAGGCUUUGAGAUGCUGAAAGCAAUUUACCUGGAGCCAGUGCCUUUCAGCAUCGAGAAGGACCUCAUAACUCCAACCUUUAAGCUCAAGAGACCCCAGCUGCUCAAAUAUUACAAGGAUCGCAUCGACCAGAUGUACAAGGAUGCCAAGGAGGGGAGAACUGCACCAUGA
Molecule: messenger RNA, 1851 nt
Organism: Miscanthus lutarioriparius
Lineage: Eukaryota; Viridiplantae; Streptophyta; Magnoliopsida; Poales; Poaceae
Source: the annotation of a GenBank genome assembly